This is a messenger RNA of Spirodela intermedia, 477 nucleotides long. NCBI's taxonomy places the organism in Eukaryota, Viridiplantae, Streptophyta, Magnoliopsida, Alismatales, Araceae. The record is from the annotation of a GenBank genome assembly.
AUGCUCGUGUCUCAGCCGCCGGAGCCGGUUAGUAAUAUGUUGCUCUUCGAGCUCCACGCCGCCUCCAUCAUCCUCAUGUUCUGCACCGGCAUCGUCCUCAUCGGACUCUCCGUCGUCCCUCCUGAAAGAAACCCAAAGCUGUUGAAUAAGACUAUGAAUAUGGAGAUCAUCUCCUGGCUAAGAAAAUGGGCAAGGUCGGUCGCCGGUGUCUCUCUCUUGCUGGUGUUCGUCCUGCGGUGCUGCCUUCAGUUUCCCAGGCCGUCCCUGAUCCAUGCUUGGUAUUUCUUCAUCGCCAUGGUCCUAGCUGUCACAUUCCCUCCUCUCCUAUUCAUGUGGAGAAAAUACAAGGCGAGUUCCCCUUUCUGUCUCUCUAUCUCUCUCCCUCUCAUCUCCUCACCAACCCGAGCCUUGGGUCGACUCCACGGGUUGGCCGCGGAAUCUCAGGCAUCUGAUCUCCGCCGCGGGACGACUGUUUGA